AUUGUGUUUCUUCUGGCGUUGUUUAUAUUAGGGUUAGGACGAUAUAAUAAUUACGAGUCGGUUCACCGGACGUUGGCAGAAUUUUAUCGACGAGCACGCUUUCCCGUUUUCGUUAUUUCAGAGAACAGUUUAUAAAACAUUAGGAAUAUGUGUUGGAAAGCAAUUGUGAUAUUUCUUAUAUUACUUUGUAUAAUUGUAUAUAAUUAUGAUAAUUUAACAAAAGUAUAUCCAUCGAUAAAUAAUUAUAUUUCGAAUGAGUUGCCGGAAUUAACGACACUUUCUCCUGCGUUAGAAAAGUCUAACGACAAUUUUAUGACGUCGGAUGACAAAGGAAGAAGACGUGGGAAUAAGGAAGAGAAAGAUGGGGAACGAUAUAAAAGUAAGAACGUGAUUCUGCAAGGGGAUAAUAUGGAUUCACGAUUAUGCCGCCGAGAAAUUUCUACGUCUUUCGUCAACGUGCCGUUCGAUUCCACGAAAGUGGGAAAAAUAUUGUCCCGCUUGAUUAAAAAAGAGACGCGCGACAAUUAUUUUAAGGUCAAGAGAAGCAUAGCAACGAAACUGCGGAAAAAGGCGAACGUUUUAGGACGUCUCUUGAUAAACAGUGUAUCGAAUAAAAGUGACGAAUACGAUUACGACAAUCUAGAUGACGAUCAUUUAAAAGACGCGGAUAAUGAUGAAAUUAAUUGGGAUAAUGAAUUUUUAAACGAAAACGGGCCAAGUAUUAUGGAGUUAAUCGUUUUGAACGAAAAGCACAGGAAAAAGUUGUAUCCUAAUUUGUCUCCUCACGAUGACGAAUAUUAUUAACAAUCGCACGAAUUUUAAUAAUUUUAUUAUUUUUCGAUGACUAAUAAAUUUAAAUUUUUAUUUUUAUUGUAAAAUUAUAAUAAUAAUUUUUAUAUAAAUUAAGUAUAUAUUUUUCACUUUAGUAAACUGUUGACGUUAAAAGUGUAUAUUACGAAAAUUGGAAUUGUUUUUUUUUUUAUCAACAUAAAUAAGGAAACGAUAAAUUGUAACGAUAAAUUGUGAUAAUUGUAGUAUGAAUGUAAAUGAAUUUUAUAAAAAUAAUUAAUUGUCUAGACGUAUUUCGUAAAAGCUACUUUUUUUCGAAUUUUGUACAGAUUUUAAAUUUAAAGUAUAAAUAUUUAUAAUUUUAUAGAACAACCUUUUUUUCUUAAUAUUCGAUUAAAGAUAAGCCUGUUUACAAUCGUCAAAUUAUUUCUACUUCCCCCCUCCAAGUAAUACAUUAUACAAUGUAAAUACUGCAACGAAUAAAUAUUAACUUUGAAGCGAUAAAAUUCAAAAUAAUUGACCCAUAUUAUAAAAUAAAAUCUCAUACAUAUCUUUGUUAUUGUAAAAGCUAUAAAUAAAAAGAAUGUA
Messenger RNA from Apis cerana (Asiatic honeybee), 1377 nucleotides. RefSeq lists its product as uncharacterized. Lineage: Eukaryota; Metazoa; Arthropoda; Insecta; Hymenoptera; Apidae. The record is from RefSeq and is a predicted model, not a curated record.